This is a messenger RNA of Onthophagus taurus, 1329 nucleotides long. The record is from RefSeq and is a predicted model, not a curated record. Lineage: Eukaryota; Metazoa; Arthropoda; Insecta; Coleoptera; Scarabaeidae.
AUGCGAUCUACUAAUGGAUUCCUUUUUGAACAAACUCGCGAAAUUUAUACAGAUGGAAUAAAAAUUCACUUCAGAAACUUGUGGAACGUUAUAGAUUCAACUCGAAAUCUAAUUUAUGGUUUCGUUUUCGUGCUCAGAAUCAUCGCAUACGUACAACAAUAUCGUGAAAUAUCAUCCGAUCCAUCAAAAGCUUCCAUCCCAAGAGAAGAAUGGGACGCUUUCGACCCCCAAUUGGUCGCAGAAGGACUUUUCGCCGCUGCAAAUGUUUUUAGUGCUUUAAAAUUAGUUCAUCUUUUUUCGAUAAAUCCUCAUUUAGGACCAUUACAAAUUUGUUUGGGUCGAAUGGUAAUCGAUAUUGUUAAAUUUUUCUUUAUUUACGCCUUGGUUCUUUUUGCUUUUGCUUGCGGUUUAAAUCAACUGUUGUGGUAUUUUUCUGAUUUGGAGAGAAAAAAAUGUUUUCGUUUGAAGAAUAAGUUACCAGAUUGGACUAACUCGAGGGAAUCUUGUUUGAAAUGGAGGAAAUUCGCUAAUGUUUUUGAGUCAUCUCAAUCUUUAUUUUGGGCGAGCUUUGGAAUGAUAAGCUUAGAAGAUUUUGAAUUAGAAGGAAUUAAAGGUUACACAAGAUAUUGGGGGUUAUUAAUGUAUGGUUCUUAUUCCGUUAUAAACGUUAUUGUGCUUUUAAAUUUAUUAAUUGCAAUGAUGUCGAAUUCUUAUGCCACAAUUGAUGAUCACUCUGAUACCGAAUGGAAAUUUGCUCGAACAAAACUUUGGAUGAAAUACUUCGAAGAUACUCCAACUUUACCACCGCCUUUCAACAUAAUUCCAUCACCAAAAAUAAUAUUUAAACUAUUUAAAUCCAAAGAAAGAUCAAUUCCAAUUUAUGAAUCAAACGAAAAAAAUCAAAAUAAAGAUUUAAAGUACUCAUCCGUUAUAAGAGCUUUAGUUUGGAGAUAUGUAACUUCAAUGCAUCGAAAAUGCGAUGAAAGUUUAGUUACAGAGGAUGAUAUAAAUGAAGUUAAAAGUGAUAUGUCGGCGUUUCGAUACGAAAUUUUGGAGGUGUUAAAUAAAAAUGGAAUGGAUGUUUCUUGUGCUGAUAAAAAAGAAAAAGCGAUUCUUGGGAAGAAAAUGAAAGUUUGGGAACGCCGUUUAAUGAAAGAUUUUAAAGUGGCCCCAAUAAAUCCUGAUGAAAUGGACCGAUUAGUUUACGUUUCUCCACCAGAAAAUGAAGAUUCAUUGGCCAGAUUUAGAAGAAUCGCUAAAUUGGCACUUUUAAACUCAAGUUUGCACAAAUGGCGACAAGUUAUUAAAGGAGCUUGUUUAACGUAUUAA